Molecule: messenger RNA, 1062 nt
Organism: Pelobates cultripes (western spadefoot toad)
Lineage: Eukaryota; Metazoa; Chordata; Amphibia; Anura; Pelobatidae
Source: the annotation of a GenBank genome assembly
AUGGGUCGCAACAGGCGCACGGAGCCCCCACAGACACCGAGGGGCUCCCAACAAACCCAAUCUCAGGGUCCCAUGGACUCCUUUCUGCAGCCGACUCCUGGGUCUGGAGGGGAGGCGGUAGACCCGAGGUCGGCACCGUCAUCUCCUGCCUCGUCCAUGGGCACAGAACACUCUGCCCUGGACCGGAUAAGCGAAGAACUCCGAUCCAUUGCAGCAUCUAUGGCCACUAAAACUGACCUGCUCACCCUCACCACCACGAUACAGGACGCCCUGAGGGCGGAGAUGGCGGGCAUCAGAACGGAAGUUACCGCUCAAGGAAGCCGCAUAGAAGCCCUUGAACACUCCACGGAGGCCCAAUCCAACAGGAUCUCAGCUACUGAUGUGGCGGUCUCACGGCAAGGAGAAAUGCUCCUCGACAUGAGAAGACAUCUGGAGGACCUCGACAAUAGAGGCCGCAGGUGCAACAUCCGGGUCCGCGGGGUCCCAGAGGCAGAGGGGGAGGAAGACGCGGAGGAGGUUCUGACAGGCCUCUUCAACAUGUUGCUGCAGGAAGAGGCACCCCAUCAGUUUGAAUUUGAACGGGCGCACAGAGCCACCCGACCCCGUUUACCUGAAGACGGGCCGAGGGACCUCAUCUGCUGCCUCCACUCCUUCCCCGUCAAAGACUCUAUCAUGAAGAGGGCCCGUGAACGCCCGGAAUGGACGUACCGAAACGCCCAGGUAUCCCUCUAUAACGACCUCUCCCCCCUCACACUUACCGCCAGGAGAGCCCUGAGGCCGGUCACAACUGCCCUACGUGACCGCCACGUCAACUACAAAUGGGGCUUCCCGUUCGCACUGAUGGCCCGCCACCAAGACGGCUGGAUAUCUGCAAGAUGGCCGGCGGAGAUACCAUGUUUCCUGGAGACUUUGGGGAUACCACCCAUCCCGGUCACAAACUGGGUCCUUGGACCCGUAGGACAAGUACCGCGACCACAGAGAGCUCCACGGAGGUGCAGGGAAGGAUCCCCUCCUCGGCAACUUCCCAGGCGGCGCAUGGACCCGGGAGGCCAGGCUGAGUGA